UCUUGUAUUUGAUAAUACAAUAUGUCAUGCACUUUAUUACGUUUAGGUGCCUCCGAACUGGUGUGCAAACAAGGCUGAGUGCUGGUCUAUGAUGGUGGACAAGUGGAUCAGCGAGAAUUGGGCCCGCCAGCACGCCUUAUGCCGGGAGCGCCGCUUGAUGAUGCCGGGUCCGGCACAUCAUCAAGGGAGCCUUAGCCUCGGCGAGUACAAGAAUACUUGGUCGGAGUCUCAUCCAGGCCAGUCUUGCAACGACUUCACGGCGUACGCCAUGUCUCACAUGGGCAGGGCGAAGUCGGACGUGGCCUACAACCCGGCGGCUCCACCAGAGGCAUACACAAACCCAAGCAUCCACGCGCGCAUCAAUGCGUACACGGAGGUGGGAAGGGCGCUCCACGGGGAGACUUGGGAUCCGACCACCGCGCUCCACGGGGAGACUUGGGAUCCGACCACCGCGCAUCAAUGA
This is a messenger RNA of Panicum virgatum (switchgrass), 463 nucleotides long. RefSeq lists its product as uncharacterized. Gene Ontology annotation, biological process: transposition. The coding region runs from base 89 to 463 and encodes 124 amino acids. The record is from RefSeq and is a predicted model, not a curated record. The transcript is spliced from 2 exons. NCBI's taxonomy places the organism in Eukaryota, Viridiplantae, Streptophyta, Magnoliopsida, Poales, Poaceae.